AUAAAUUUAUGAUAUUUUUAGAUUAAACAUGGUUGAAGUCUUGGGCUGUGGAACAUUUUCAGUUCCCUCUCAGAUGCCCAUUGAAAUCGAUGUCUACAGUGAUCCACACUCUCGGAUGAAGGAGUUAGUGAACUCCGUUGUGGAAAAUAUUCAACAAGAAAUACUAAAUUUGAAUUCUAAGGAGAGAGAUGAGAUCUUGCAGAGCGUCUACCUGACAAUGUGGGAGCUGAAGACCCAUGAGAUUAUUGAGAACAUGUACAUUAUGAACAAGCUCAGGGACAGGCUGGAUACCCUCAAGGUGUACAACAAGGUCGUCUGCAACUGUCAUGAAGAUUCUUCUCUACUGAAUAUAAUAGAGUUAGUAGAAUAUCUUCAUUCAUCUGUAGACUCCAGUUCUACACACUACUACUGGCAGCGUCUACAGAGUGCUGUGUAUGAGUUUAUGGAUGAGUUCCUCCCCCACAUGGAGGAGGAGGAGAACACCUUCCAACCUUUACUCUGUAAAUAUUUCAACUUUGAGGAGCUCAAGCUUAUCAAGGAGACUGUUCUGGAACAGCACAGGUUGUGGAAGAAUAAAGUAGAACAGGAGAAGAAUCUUAACUUUUUCAAGGAGAAUUUACAGGAGAAUGAAAGAGAAGCGAAAAGAUCAACAUCUUAUUGUGACAAGCUCAGAGAGCUAGAGCAGAAUUUAAAUACUGAUGGAGAAUCUAUAGAACCACUAGUCAAACUUCAGGCUGAAACAGAAACUCCAUCUCCGGUUUAUUUUAUUCCUGGUGAAAUUUUGAUGAAGAUUCUACAGUUUCUUAGUCCUAGAGAUCUACUAGCUGCUGGAGCAACUUGCAGGAGAUGGUAUGAUAUAUCUCUAACCCCCCGGAUGUGGAAGAUAUUGCCCCUAAGUUCCUGGGAGCAGGGUGAGUUGACCUGGAGAGAUGAAUCUCCUGACCUCGACCUCGUGGAGCGGAGGACGGAUCUAAUGGAGGUUAAUGAGGAUGAGAUUGAGUUGGAUUUCUUCUCUGCCUUCUCAAGGUAA
Messenger RNA from Eurytemora carolleeae, 1030 nucleotides. RefSeq names its product F-box/LRR-repeat protein 5. The record is from RefSeq and is a predicted model, not a curated record. Bases 29 to 1030 code for a protein of 333 amino acids. The transcript has 11 exons. Gene Ontology annotation, molecular function: protein binding. Lineage: Eukaryota; Metazoa; Arthropoda; Copepoda; Calanoida; Temoridae.